GGAGCUCAGAGUUCAUCUGUGCUGUCACAGUUCAGAUAUACCCUGGCCCUCCUUGUGUUGGUAAUAAGCUUGUGAAUUUUUGGACAAGGCACAGUUUGGUGCAUCUCCACCGCUGUGAUGAAAAUGGACGUGGAGAAGGGUCGUCAUCGGUCCAGGGGUAUGAGCACCCUGGAAAAGGGUCUGAUAUUUCUCUUCGUGGCCAUGACCGGCACCUGCAUCGGCCUUGUGGUCGUCUACUUCACUGACAAAGCUGACUCUUCUACUCAUGCAGAGGGGCCGGACUCAGGGUGUGGUGAUCCUCAGGAGCUGUCUGGAGAGUCAGGCACCUUCACCAGCUCCAACUAUCCCAGUAGCUACGUCAAUGGUAAAAGCUGCACCUGGCAAAUCACUGUGGAGCCUGACAAGGUGAUCCAUCUGUGGUUUGAGGAGUUUGCUUUGGAGGACACCCAGCUCUGCAUGGCAGACUUCAUCACACUGAGAGACUCUCUGGGAAUCAUUGGUAAAUACUGUGGCUACACCAAACCGAAGCCGCUGGUGUCACUUACCAACCGCCUGACGGUUUACUUCAACACCAAUGACAGAAAAACAGACCAAGGAUUUAAAGCUCAUUACAAAGCUGUGGCUCCAGAGCUCACAUCAGGAAUAGCCGGAGCCGGUGGCUUUCUCCAAGGUGACCAGGGGGAUCUGAUGACCCCCGGCUUCCCAGAGCAGAACUACCUGAAUGGAGUACUAUACCAGUGGAGAAUCACUGUGCCUGGAGGAGAGAGGGUUCGACUGACUUUUACUUCCUUUGACCUGGUCCCUGAGGUCUGUGGAGACUUUGUUCAGGUCUACGAUGGCUACAAGGCCGGCUCUUCUUCAGUAGGUAAAUUCUGUGGUGGGAAGAUGCCAAAGCCAGUGGAGUCCAGUAGCAACACAAUGGUGGUCCGCUUCAAAUCAGACAGCCGUUUAACUUCUAAAGGAUUCAGAGCAACUUACACCAAGUCCAGCCGUCCACCUGUCGUUACUCCCACCACAACACCACCCAGACCCACCACACAAACCCCUCCACCUCCCACAUCUUCUGGAAGUGGUGGUCCAGUAAUCCUCCAGGGGCGUAAAGGAGUGAUCCAGUCCUUGGGAUUCCCAAAUCCAUAUCCUGCUCAUCUAAAUAGCUCCUGGAAGAUAUCUGUGCCCAAAGGAUUCCUGGUUAAACUGCAGAUCACUGAUAUGGCCAUCACAGGAGAGACUGGACAAUGCAAGGAGGACAAACUGGUCAUCUCAGACAAUUACAGCACACUAGGUACACACUGUGGCUACAUCCUUCCCCCAGUGGUGGUCAGUGCCAGUGACACAAUAUCUGUCACCUUCCAGUCCGACAGUCGCCUCACAGAUCGAGGAUUCUCAGCCAAGUGGGAGGCUGUGUAUCCUGACGAUAUCGCAGAAAUCCAGGGCUGUGGCUUUUCUUCCAAAGAUGAAACAGGGGUUAUAAAGUCCCAGAACUGGCCUAUGAACUACAAGGCUAACACUGAGUGCAUGUGGAACAUCGCUUUGCCUUUGGGGAAGAAAAUCACCCUGAAUUUUACCCACUUUGACCUAGAAGCCAAAGAUUUCCUAACAUCCAAAUGCUUUGAUAACAUAAUGGUGUACGACAUCAGUAGUCUGACUAAUGCGCAGAUUAAAAAACACGGUCCAUUUUGCGGGACUAAGCUGCCUCUUACCAUCCAGACAAAAGGCAACAGGCUGGUGAUUCGUUUCCACACAGACUUGUUUACUGAGGCCAAAGGCUUCAGGGCCUACUGGACAACAAACCCCACUUUGCCUGCUCCCACUGAGCCGCCUGUUCAGCCCAACCCCUGGGACAACAUCCCCAUAGACUGGCCCAGUCCAUGUGGGAAACCAGCCAUCCCUCCUGUUGUUGCGUCACGCAUUGUGAACGGAGAGGCAGCCAAGCCACACUCCUGGCCCUGGCAAGUGUCCAUGCAGGUCUGGCCGGACAGUCGUCCAGAACCCACAUUUUUCCACACCUGUGGUGGUACUCUCAUUCAUAAGAACUGGGUACUUACAGCAGCCCACUGCUUCAUAAGAUACGCUGAUGAGCUGCAGCGUUGGCGCAUGUGCCUUGGCAAACACAACCUGACCUACACAGAGCCGAGUGAACACUGCUUCAAUGUGUCUGGUAUCUAUCGCCAUGAGGGCUUCAAGUAUCCCACAGUGCCCACCGUGGAGUUUGACAUUGCCCUGGUCAGGUUGGACGGGGAGGUGAUACCCAGUGAUGAGAUCUCGUACGCCUGCCUUCCCUCUGAGGAGGAAGUCCUAGCUGGGGGCAAGAAGUGCUACGCCACCGGCUGGGGAGAUGAGACCGGUGAUUCAAUGAAUGCUAAAGUCGCAGAGGCCCUUAACCAGGUCGCUCUGCCUGUUGUGCCGUAUGACACCUGCAAGAGGAUGGAUUACUGGUGGUUCCAGGUCAAGACCUCCAUGAUCUGCUGUGGUUAUACCCUGCCUGAUGAGCUCAAGUCUGUCUGUCAGGGAGAUUCAGGUGGUCCUUUGGUGUGCCAGGAUACCCCCGGCGGUCCUUGGGAAGUUCAUGGUAUAACCAGCUUUGGUCCUAUUGGAUGCAUUAUGAAUAAGAAGCCCUCCGUGUUCACCCGCUCCUCUGCCUACCUCCCCUGGAUCAAAAAUGUCAUGCGCAGAGACAUCUACAAUGAGCACACAUCUGGUUGUGGAGGGCCAAAGGACUUGACUGGCACAAGAGGCACGGUGUCCUCUAUGGGUUACCCUGGCAACUACAACAACAAAGCCAGCUGCCAGUGGAACAUCCAGGUGCCCCUCGGCAAAGUGGUCCACCUCCAUUUCCACAAUUUCUCCCUGGAGGAGAGUCAGAUGUGCAUGAAUGACAAAGUCAGACUCACAGACAGGAUAGGAAGUCUAGGCACACACUGCAGCUAUGUACCCCCUAAAGACCUUGUGAGCGAUGGAAACACACUUCACAUCAGCUUCUCCUCCAAUGACAAGGUGGUGGACACGGGCUUCAAUGCCUCCUGGAGGGCAGUAGACUCUACAGAAGCUCCUUGUGGAGGGAGCUUCAGCAGUAAUCAGGGUGAAAUCACCUCUCCUAACUGGCCCAGUGACUACCAAGCCCAGUCUGUGUGCACAUGGCGUAUCACCAUUCCUUCAGCAAAAAGUGUCCAUGUAGCCUUCACUCACUUUGAAUUGCAAGCUACAAACAUGUUAGGAAACUGUGUGGACUAUGUGGAGAUCUUCAAUGGAAAAAGCAUGGCAUCACUAGGUCGAUUCUGCGGCUUUGCCCCUCCACCCAUCAUCACCAUUCCUAGCAACACAGUCGUUGUUCGCUUCCUUAGUAACGGAGACAAUCAACAGAAGGGGUUUCGUGGUUACUGGACCACUGACACCAGUGUUAUCCCAACUUUACCUCCUCCACCUCCUAACCCAUGGGACAACAUCCCUAUCAACUGGCCAGUAAGUUGUGGAAACCCAGAAGUGACACCAAAUACAGCCACCCCGAGGGUGGUUAAUGGGGAAGAGGCGAUCCCCCACUCCUGGCCCUGGCAGGUCUCCAUGCAGGCUUCACCAAUGUAUCUCAUACCUUACAUGCACGGUUGUGGAGGAUCUUUGAUCCACGAAGAAUGGAUCCUAACUGCUGCUCAUUGUUUCAUGUUCCCACUGAAUAAGUCCUCCUACUGGCGCAUGUGUUUGGGGAAGCACCACAUGAACUCCUCCAUGGACGUUCCCUCAUCAGAGGAAUGCUAUAAGGUGGAUGGCAUCAUCCGCCACAAGGGAUUCGUCUACGAGCAGGAUCGCACUGACAUCACCAAUGACAUAGCCCUGGUGCAUUUGGCCAAGCCUGUCAACAUGACGAGGGAGAUCAGCCCCAUCUGUCUGCCCAAACCUGGGGCUGUGAUGCCUGCUGGGACACCCUGCUUUGUCACCGGAUGGGGAGACGAGAAAGGUAACAUCUUCCCCAAAGUGGCUGAGAAGUUAAAUCAGGCAGCCCUUCCUAUUAUUAACUUCCAGACCUGCAGUAAACCUGCUUACUGGUGGGACACCCUGCGGCCCUCCAUGAUCUGUGCUGGCUAUGAGUCCCCAGAUGAGCUCAAGUCAGCCUGCCAGGGUGACUCUGGGGGUCCUUUCGCCUGCGCAGCCGCUGGAACAAACACAACCUGGGAGGUGCAUGGUGUCGUCAGCUUUGGCCCUCAGGGCUGCAUCAGAGACAAGAAACCCUCAGUAUUCACCCGCGUCUCUGCCUUCAGUGACUGGAUCAACGACAACAUCAAGAAGUUUAUAUAUGAAAGUGGUAAAACCAACUAAAGCGCACAUCUUGAAAUAAAGAUUUUUGACAGUG
Messenger RNA from Siniperca chuatsi (mandarin fish), 4342 nucleotides. RefSeq lists its product as uncharacterized. Bases 118 to 4308 code for a protein of 1396 amino acids. The transcript has 25 exons. NCBI's taxonomy places the organism in Eukaryota, Metazoa, Chordata, Actinopteri, Centrarchiformes, Sinipercidae. Gene Ontology annotation, biological process: proteolysis. Gene Ontology annotation, molecular function: serine-type endopeptidase activity. The record is from RefSeq and is a predicted model, not a curated record.